Messenger RNA from Pochonia chlamydosporia 170, 1218 nucleotides. Its product is annotated as DDE superfamily endonuclease. Lineage: Eukaryota; Fungi; Ascomycota; Sordariomycetes; Hypocreales; Clavicipitaceae. The record is from RefSeq and is a predicted model, not a curated record. The transcript has a single exon. Gene Ontology annotation, molecular function: DNA binding. Gene Ontology annotation, cellular component: nucleus. Bases 1 to 1218 code for a protein of 405 amino acids.
AUGGCUGCAAAUAGCGUCCAAGCAACAAAAGGCGAAGUGGAAAUCCGUGUAGAUGAGGCCAUUCAAUAUAUUGACGAGAAUCCAGGUGCAAAAAUCGCUGCAGUGGCGCGGAUAUUCAACGUAUCACGCAGCCGGCUGCGACGCCGGAUAGAGGGAAUUCCACCACAAAAGGGCCGCCCUUCCCCCAAAUUGAAGCUUAGCAGGCCAGAGGAAGCUGCUUUGUGUAACUAUAUCAAUCGCCUUGAUGAUAUCAAUUUUGCGGUUCGACCUGAAUUUAUUACGGAUGCUGCAAAUUACAUCCUAAAGGAGAGAGCCCCAGCAAGCUCAACAGCCCCAGCGGAAGCUGUCGGGAAGCUCUGGACUACACGCUUUAUCCAACGGCAUCAAUAUCAAAAGGUCUUACAAAAGAAGCUUGAUUCUAAUCGCCAGGCAUCUGAGGAUGUUACCCGAGUCCUUCAAUAUUAUACAAAGCUAAAAGAAGCUAUCGCAGAAUACGGGAUUCCCGAUGAAGAUAUCUGGAAUAUGGAUGAAACCGGCUUUCGAAUAGGAAUCGGAAAAGACCAAUUUGUAGUCACAAAGAGGAAAAGGGCACAUCUCUUCUCAAUGCCCGAAAAUCGGGAAGCUGCAACCGGGAUUGAAGCCAUCUCUGCUGGCGGCGAAUUUAUCCCUGCGUUUAUGAUCCUUUCCGGCCAACAGCAUAUGGAUCUGUGGUAUCGUUUAAAGGAGCUUGAAGAUAAUACGAAAAUUGCAUUAUCCUCUUCUGGAUACACCAAUGACCAGCUAUCUCUUGCUUGGCUGCAUCAUUUCAAUGAGCAUGCAAAGGCAACUAGCAGAUAUCGCCUUUUAAUCCUUGAUGGUCACGGCUCACAUCACACAAUCGAAUUUAUCGAAUUCUGCAAUCAACACAGGAUAAUUCCCUUUGCAAUGUCCCCCAAUCUCACACAUAUUCUUCAGCCCUUAGAUGUGGUGGUAUUUCAACCGUUGAAGCACUAUCAUGCAAAGGCUCUUGAUGUGAUGGUCCGCGAUGGCCUCACAAAUGUCACAAAGAUUGAAUUCCUAUCUUGCAUUCAGUCUGUACGAAAGCAAGCUUUUAAACGCUCUACUAUUAUCUCUGCCUUCCGUAAAACCGGAAUUUCGCCCUUUAAUCCUCAGCCGAUUCUUGAGAUGCUGUCUCAAAGAGCCCCAAUUCAAACGCCCUCUCCGGUGCCUGCCCUCUAG